AUAUAUUAAUAGUUUCAAAAUAUACAACCAAGCCCUAUUUCAUCUUCUGACGAGAACAGAUUCGCCGUCCUCGUCGCCUCCAUCGCCGCCGCAUCCAUCUUCGUCGUCCUCGUCGCCUCCAUCUCCGUCGCAUCCAUCUUCGUCGUUCUUCUCAAUAGCAGAAGAAGUGAAAGCCAGGAAUAAAAGGACUUGGAAGAUUCGAAAUCUGCAGUGUUUUGUAUAUAGUUGACAACGUGAUUUAAUGGAGGAAGACGAGGAUAGGUUUUUGUUGAGUAGCUUAGGUGUGACAUCGGCAAAUCCUGCAGAUAUAGAACAGACGAUACUCGAUGAGGCGACAAAGCAGCUAGAUGACAAUGAGGGUGCGAGUGUGGAGGAGCAGUCUAUCGAGCCGGAAGGAAGCAGAUUGCUUCCGUCCAGCCAUAACGAGCUUUUGAACAAAUUGAGGGCUGUAAAGUUUGAAAUAGAUGCUGUUGCAUCAACUGUUGAGCAUGUGGAAGAGGAUGCAGCAGAAAAUGGCUUACAGAAAGAUGAUGGAUCAGAUGUUCAUAGUGGUUCUGUACUUCAGCACGCGCUUGCCACAGACCGUCUAAGAAGCCUUAAUAAGAGGAAAAUUCAGCUUGAAAAGGAACUUAGUGGUUCACAUGGUUGGAGCGCUUCUGGUAGUGCUGAUCGCGAUAAUCUACUGCGAGAUCUGGUGAAAGAAGAGCCUAGUCUCAAGAGAAAAUUGAAAGAGAUUCAGAAACCAAGCAAAAGAGAAGGGAAGAAGGUGAAAGUAGUCUCAUUUCAUGAGGACACAGAUUUUGAUGCUGUUUUCGAUGCAGCUUCCGCAGGUUUUGUUGAAACGGAAAGAGAUGAAUUGGUGAGAAAAGGAAUCUUGACUCCUUUUCACAAGCUCGAGGGAUUUGAACGCCGACUUCAACAACCUGGACCGUCGAACUCGGACAACGUACCUGAAAGAGAAGAAGAAAAUGACAUAAAUGAGGACUCCGGCAGUAUUGAUAGAGCUGUCCAAUCAAUGUCGCUUGCUGCAAAAGCUCGCCCGACAACCAAGCUACUUGACGCAGAAGACUUGCCAAAGCUUGAAGCGCCCUCUGCUCCAUUUAGAAGGCUAAGAAGGCUUUACAAGACUCAUGAUCCCCCAGAUAAUGAAGUAAAGAAAAGCAAAGCUGGGAAGAAGAGCAAAAAGAAGCGGCCUUUGCCUGAGAGGAAAUGGACAAAGCAAAUUGCUCACGAAGACUCUAGUCUUCAAGAAAGAGAAGAUGGAAGGAGAGUCUUGCCCACUUCCAGUUGUGAGGAAGACGAGCUAGAUGAUGUUGAUGAUGCAGAAGACAACGAGACAUCUUCUGUACAGCUUGAAGGUGGAUUAAACAUUCCUGAAUGUAUAUUUAGUAAACUUUUUGAUUAUCAAAGAGUUGGGGUGCAAUGGCUUUGGGAACUUCAUUGCCAAAAGGCUGGUGGCAUUAUCGGGGACGAGAUGGGUCUUGGUAAAACUGUGCAGGUCUUAUCUUUUCUCGGAUCCUUACAUUUCAGUAAGAUGUACAAGCCGAGUAUUGUCAUAUGUCCUGUUACACUCUUGCGUCAAUGGAGAAGAGAAGCACAAAAAUGGUACCCCAAUUUUCACGUGGAAAUACUCCAUGACUCAGCACAAGAUUCGGGGUAUGCCAGAGGAGUAGGGAAGGCCUCUGAAAGUGAUUAUGACAGUGAGGGUUCAGUUCACAGUGAUCAUGAACAAAAGUCUAAGAACACCAAGAAAUGGGAUUCUUUGAUAAACAGGGUUCUAAAUUCCGAGUCGGGGCUCCUCAUCACCACAUAUGAGCAAUUAAGGCUGCAGGGUGAGAAGCUGCUCAAUAUUGAGUGGGGUUAUGCGGUACUAGACGAAGGCCAUCGGAUCCGGAACCCAAAUGCUGAAAUUACUCUGGUGUGCAAACAGUUACAGACCGUCCAUCGAAUUAUUAUGAGUGGGGCACCAAUCCAGAAUAAACUAACAGAACUCUGGUCCUUGUUCGAUUUUGUUUUCCCGGGAAAACUGGGGGUCCUGCCCGUGUUUGAGGCAGAGUUUUCUGUUCCCAUAACUGUGGGUGGCUACGCCAAUGCUUCUCCCUUGCAAGUAUCGACUGCCUAUAGGUGUGCAGUUGUUCUUCGUGAUUUGAUCAUGCCGUACCUCCUCCGCCGCAUGAAGACUGAUGUGAACGCACAUCUGACAAAAAAGACUGAACACGUUCUCUUUUGCAGCCUCACUGUGGAGCAGCGGUCUACCUACAGGGCGUUUCUUGCGAGCUCCGAGGUAGAACAGAUUUUGGAGGGAAACAAGAAUUCGCUUUAUGGGAUUGAUGUGAUGCGUAAGAUAUGCAACCACCCUGAUCUUCUUGAGAGAGAACAUUCUCACCAGAACCCAGAUUAUGGGAACCCAGAACGCAGUGGGAAGCUGAAGGUUGUUGCAGAAGUGCUCAAGGUCUGGAAACAGCAAAAACACCGUGUACUUCUGUUUUCACAGACUCAGCAAAUGCUUGACAUUCUCGAGAGCUUCUUGGUUGGAAAUGAGUAUAGUUACCGGAGGAUGGAUGGUCUCACACCGGUGAAACAGAGGAUGGCUUUGAUUGAUGAGUUUAAUAACUCAGAUGAUGUGUUUGUUUUUAUUCUGACGACGAAGGUGGGUGGUUUGGGAACAAACUUGACUGGUGCGGAUAGGGUCAUCAUCUUUGACCCGGAUUGGAACCCCUCAAAUGAUAUGCAAGCAAGGGAACGUGCUUGGCGUAUAGGGCAGAAGAAGGAUGUUACCGUUUACAGAUUGAUCACGCGAGGGACAAUUGAGGAAAAAGUAUACCAUAGGCAGAUUUAUAAACAUUUUCUCACCAAUAAAAUCUUGAAGAAUCCACAACAGAGAAGGUUCUUCAAAGCCCGUGAUAUGAAAGAUCUUUUCAUCUUGAAAGAUGAUGGUGAUAGCAACGCCUCCACGGAAACCUCUAACAUCUUCAGCCAGCUGAAUGAAGAGAUAAACAUCGUAGGAGUUCAAUCAGAGAAGAAACCCGAAUCCGCUACACAACCUGCUCUUCACGAUACUGCAGAAGAAGGAUCCUCGGAGCAAAUAGAUGCUGAUAAAACUGGCGAGGCCAUGGACGAAGAGACGAAUAUCUUAAAGAGUCUCUUUGACGCACAUGGAAUACAUAGUGCUGUGAAUCACGACGCCAUAAUGAACGCAGACGACAAGGAAGAGAAGAUGAGACUUGAGCACCAGGCAGCUCAAGUAGCACAGAGAGCUGCAGAAGCAUUACGCCAAUCACGGAUGCUGCGUAGCCGCGAAAGCAUCUCAGUGCCCACAUGGACGGGAAAAUCUGGUUGCGCAGGUGCACCGUCAUCUGUACGUAGGAGAUUUGGAUCAACUGUCAAUUCCCGGUUAACCCAAACCGGAGACAAACCAUCAACGAUCAAGAACGGAAUCAGCGCGGGUUUAUCUUCUGGCAAAGCACCGUCUUCUGCAGAGCUUCUGAACAGGAUCCGAGGAAACAAAGCACAAGCCGUUGGCUUUGGCCGUGAGCAGCCACCACCGUCGUCGUCUUCUUCUUCGGGUUCAUUGCAGCCCGAAGUCUUGAUCCGACAGAUAUGCAGCUUUGUACAGCAAAGAGGCGGAAAGGUGGACACGACCAGCAUUGUCAACCAUUUCAGGGACCGAGUUUCUUCUGAGGACAAACUCUUGUUUAAGAAUCUCUUGAAGGAGAUUGCCACGCUUCGGAAAGAUGAAAACACUUCGUUUUGGGUCCUCAAAUCAGAGUAUAAAGACUAAGAAAAGAUGUCUCCUUUUAGCCUAACCACAAAUGAUUCUCAUUUUUGUAAACAGUGUACAAGAAAACAUUAUCCAUCGUCGCAAUUGCUUUGGAUGGUGAUGGAUUAAGUAGCGUCAACAUUUUGUGAAUAAGAAAAACGAAAACAUUUUUGCAAA
Eutrema salsugineum is the source of this 3937-nucleotide messenger RNA. RefSeq names its product protein CHROMATIN REMODELING 8. The record is from RefSeq and is a predicted model, not a curated record. The coding region runs from base 242 to 3781 and encodes 1179 amino acids. The transcript has 8 exons. Lineage: Eukaryota; Viridiplantae; Streptophyta; Magnoliopsida; Brassicales; Brassicaceae. Gene Ontology annotation, cellular component: nucleus. Gene Ontology annotation, biological process: transcription-coupled nucleotide-excision repair. Gene Ontology annotation, molecular function: ATP-dependent chromatin remodeler activity; ATP binding.